UAUCCUCUUUUGGCUUUUCUUAAUCAACUUUUCUUCUUGCUUGUAUUACAAGUAACAGAAUGGAAAACAUAACCAGCUCAGACCUGCCACCUGGUUUCAGGUUCCAUCCCACAGAUGAAGAACUGAUCAUGUUUUACCUUAGAAACCAGGCCAAAUCUAAGCCUUGUCCAGUUUCCAUAAUCCCAGAAGUCGAUAUCUACAAAUUUGAUCCAUGGCAAUUACCUGAUAAAGCGGAGUUCGGUGAAAAAGAAUGGUACUUCUUUACCCCACGAGACAGGAAGUAUCCGAAUGGGGUUCGACCCAACAGGGCCGCCGUGUCAGGCUAUUGGAAGGCUACCGGCACCGACAAAGCCAUAAACAGUGGUUCCAAAUAUGUCGGAGUGAAGAAAGCUCUUGUGUUCUACAAGGGCAAGCCACCAAAGGGAGUCAAGACUGAUUGGAUCAUGCAUGAGUAUCGGUUAACCGAUUCCAGAAACCAAAUCAGCGUGCAAAACGGAUCCAUGAGACUGGAUGAUUGGGUCCUUUGCAGAAUCUACAAGAAGAAGAACUCUGGAGGAGGAAGGGUUUUGGAACAAAAAGGGGUCGAGUCAAGCACCCAAAUGGACUCAGUUUCUCAUCUGCUGGAGAUGGAUUACAUGAGUUCAGUUUCCCAACUGUUUGGUGAAAAUUCAAGCUUUGAAUAUUUCCCUAACACCAUAGGAUCAAAAAUACCUUACCAAUACACUGAUUCAGGGAAGCUUCAAGUGAAUGAGAGUGGGUUCUUGAACCAGAUCAAUCCCCUGCUGCAUCAGUUUCAAUAAUGGAUUGUUUUCACCUUAACGAAAAUGUAAAAAAAAAAAAA
This is a messenger RNA of Hibiscus syriacus, 841 nucleotides long. RefSeq names its product NAC domain-containing protein 2-like. The transcript has 3 exons. Gene Ontology annotation, biological process: regulation of DNA-templated transcription. The record is from RefSeq and is a predicted model, not a curated record. Lineage: Eukaryota; Viridiplantae; Streptophyta; Magnoliopsida; Malvales; Malvaceae. The coding region runs from base 60 to 800 and encodes 246 amino acids. Gene Ontology annotation, molecular function: DNA binding.